AUGGUGGAUGACAAGAAUCGGAAACAGGCUACCUUGGGGUACGUGCGUGAUUCUCAAUUGACCAUCGGGCGGUUCUUCGGCUCAAAUGCAGGUGCCAACCAAGCAUCGAAGAAACAGACGACACUGGCAUUUGGUGGAAAGAGACAGAGAGGAACUGAUGAAAACGCCGCUGAGUCUGCGGAUGCAAGUGCUGAACAAGGAGCCGAGCUUACCCCCAGCGCCGAAACCAAUGGAGUGGAGUCAAGCAAGAACUUGAAGCGGGAAAUGGCUGAGGACGCAGAGGAUAGCGAUGGAUCGGACGUCCAGCCUGUCUCUAAACGUCGGCGUAAGGCCACGAAAGAUCGAUCUUCCUCGGUUGAGAAACGCUCGCCUUCCCCGAAGAGAUCACCCAGAAAGUUCCCCAAGAACUCCCCUACGAAGCCCUCUCCGAGCCCCGUUAAAGCUGAAAUACCGUCGCCGACACCAAUUGUGAAGAAAGCGUCCGGAGAGGAGACUCCAGAGGCGGAUCCGACCUCAGAUGUGGAUGAAGAGGAGAUUGAGUCCGGAAGCGAGGCUGAAGAAGAGGCCAAGCCGGAGGUGACAAAGAAGACCAUGGCGAAGGUGCAGGCCACUUUGAAAGCCAGCGGCAAAGAUCCAUACCCGGAUUGGAAGGCAGGCGAACCAGUUCCCUACGCUGCCCUGUGCACGACUUUCUCAUUAGUCGAGAUGACCACGAAACGCCUGAUUAUUCUCGCACAUUGUUCCCUAUUCCUCCAGCAGGUGUUGCGCCUGACCCCAAACGAUCUACUCCCUACAGUGCAGCUCAUGAUCAACAAACUGGCCGCGGAUUAUGCCGGGAUUGAGCUUGGCAUUGGUGAAUCGUUGAUUAUGAAGGCCAUCGGCGAGAGUACUGGUCGCAGUCUGCAGGUCAUCAAGGCGGACCAGCACGAAAUCGGUGAUCUGGGGUUAGUCGCUGCCAAGAGUCGUGGCAACCAGCCUACCAUGUUCAAACCGAAGCCCUUGACCGUCAGGGGUGUCCAUGAGGGACUGCUAGGCAUUGCCAAGGUUCAAGGACACGGGUCGCAGGAUAAGAAAAUCUCUGGCAUUAAGAAGUUGCUGUCAGCUGCGGACUCUGCCACCGCUGGAAAGGGCAAUAAGGGUGUUGACAUCACUAAUGACAAGGGCGGUCCUAGUGAGGCUAAGUUCAUCGUUCGCUUCCUAGAGGGCAAGCUGCGACUGGGCCUUGCGGAGCGGACCGUCCUUGUGGCACUGGCUCAGGCUAUUGUCACUCACGAGGCCGCCGUUGCAGGCGAAAAGCCUCCAACCCCCGAGCGGCUGGCUGAAGGCGAGUCCGUUCUCAAAUCAGUAUAUAGUGAACUGCCAGCCUACGAAGUGAUCAUUCCGGCAAUGUUGGAGCACGGUCUCUUCAAUCUGCCCAAGGUGUGCAAGCUCCAACCGGGUGUCCCGUUGAAGCCCAUGCUUGCGAAGCCCACGAAGUCGAUUACUGAAGUUCUCGACCGCUUCGAGGGCAAGGAGUUUACCUGCGAAUACAAGUACGAUGGUGAGCGGGCACAGAUUCACUUCGUGGCACCAGAUCAUAUCCACAAGUACCCUGGAUCAGCUGUUACGUUACAAAGGGAUCAAAAGGGCCUCAGUGCCAUCUUCUCUCGCAACUCCGAAGAUCUCUCAAAGAAGUACCCGGAUGUGCUGGGUAAGCUUGAAAGCUGGGUCAAAGAGGACGUCAAUAGCUUUGUUUUGGAUUGUGAGACUGUUGCUUGGGAUACUAUCAACAAGAAGGUUCUUCCGUUCCAGCAGCUCAUGACCCGCAAGCGGAAGGAUGUGAAGGUAGAAGAUGUCAAAGUCAAGGUCUGCGUCUUCGCAUUCGACCUGCUCUUCUUCAACGGCGAGCAUCGGCAGCCAUGUGUCAAGAAGUCACUCCGUGAACGCCGAGAUCUACUACAUCAAUGCUUCCAGCCCAUUGAAGGGGAGUUCCAGUUUGCACAAUUCGGAGACACCAAUGUCCUCGACGAGAUCCAGGACCUGCUAGAAGAAAGUGUCAAGGCUUCGUGCGAAGGGCUGAUGGUGAAGAUGUUGGACACGUCUGAAAGUGGAUAUGAGCCCAGCAAGCGGAGUCGGAAUUGGCUGAAGGUCAAAAAGGACUAUCUAGCUGGCGUUGGCGACUCUCUCGAUCUCGUCGUUCUUGGUGCUUACUAUGGCCGGGGCAAACGUACUUCGGUGUACGGUGCUUUCCUUCUGGCUGCUUACAACCCCAACACGGACACGUACGAGACCAUUUGCAACAUUGGUACCGGCUUCUCCGAGGCAAAGCUUGAGGAAUUCCACAAGGAGCUGAGUCCCUUGGUCAUCGACCGGCCCAAACCUUUCUACUCCCACUCCACCGUCCCCAAGGAUCAACCCGACGUGUGGUUUGAACCUCGUCUGGUCUGGGAGGUGAAAACGGCUGAUUUGACCCUUAGCCCUCGGUAUAAAGCCGCGGCGGAUGAGUUUGAGGGCACUACUGGUGGCGGUAAAGGUGUCUCACUGCGGUUCCCCCGAUUCAUCAAGUCGCGCGAGGAUAAGAAGCCGGAGCAGGCCACAACGACUCGCGCCGUGGCGGAGAUGUAUCGGAAGCAAGAAGCGGUGGCCCAAGAGACCGCCGGCAAGCGCGGCGUGGAUGAUGACUUUGAGUACUAA
Messenger RNA from Penicillium daleae, 2673 nucleotides. Its product is annotated as DNA ligase (ATP) CDC9. The transcript has 4 exons. Gene Ontology annotation, cellular component: nucleus; mitochondrion. Gene Ontology annotation, biological process: Okazaki fragment processing involved in mitotic DNA replication; DNA repair; lagging strand elongation. The record is from RefSeq and is a predicted model, not a curated record. NCBI's taxonomy places the organism in Eukaryota, Fungi, Ascomycota, Eurotiomycetes, Eurotiales, Aspergillaceae. Gene Ontology annotation, molecular function: DNA binding; DNA ligase (ATP) activity; ATP binding. Bases 1 to 2673 code for a protein of 890 amino acids.